AGUUGCGUCGAAGGUUUUGUCCCGAACCAUCUUUUGCUCCAAAUUUUGCAUCGAUCUGCUCGCUUGUUGGCCUUUGUCUCGAUUCUGGAUCAUUAAGUGUUGCAACCUUCUCACCAUCACCGGUGCAGCUUCGGUCUUCCAACUAUUUCCCUCGUGAGUAAGUUUUAAGCUGCAGCCAUGGGGGACAGCCAGUACUCGUUCUCGCUUACCACCUUCAGUCCAUCUGGGAAGCUGGUACAAAUCGAGUAUGCCUUGAUGGCUGUAGGUGCAGGUCAAACUUCCCUCGGAAUCAAAGCCUCAAAUGGCGUGGUAAUUGCGACAGAGAAGAAGCUUCCAUCAAUUCUUGUUGACGAAGCCUCGAUUAAUAAAAUUCAGUCAUUGACCCCAAACAUCGGAGUUGUCUACAGCGGUAUGGGUCCCGAUUCUCGUGUUUUGGUUCGCAAAAGCCGGAAGCAAGCACAAACAUAUCAGCGACUUUACCAGGAACCUAUUCCAUUGUCACAGUUGGUUAGAGAGACAGCUGCAGUAAUGCAGGAGUUUACACAAUCAGGGGGAGUGAGACCUUUUGGUGUCUCCUUACUGAUGGCUGGCUUUGAUGAUAACGGCCCCCAACUUUAUCAGGUAGAUCCAUCAGGAUCAUACUUCUCAUGGAAGGCAUCAGCAAUUGGCAAGAAUGUGUCUAAUGCGAAGACUUUCUUAGAGAAAAGGUAUUCUGAUGACAUGGAACUCGAAGAUGCUAUUCACACUGCGAUUCUGACCUUGAAGGAAGGCUUUGAAGGUCAAAUAUCGGGGAAGAAUAUCGAGAUUGGCAUCAUAGAUGAGAAGCGUGUUUUCAAAGUUUUGACUCCAGCUGAAGUGGAAGACUACCUUGCUGAAGUAGAGUAAUUUUGCUAGAAAUUGAAUCAAUUGUUCUGGUGUAUAGAAGAUGCAUCUCUUGACAAGUUGGUUGUUAGAGGACCGGUUCUAUUCAUUUGGAUGUCGGUUCUUACUGAGAAGCGGGUAGAACAUUAUAAAGGUUAACAAUUCUAAAUCAAUGCAGUCACAUCAUUUGCUAGUUGUGUCGUUAAAGACCA
Physcomitrium patens is the source of this 1073-nucleotide messenger RNA. RefSeq names its product proteasome subunit alpha type-2-A. Gene Ontology annotation, biological process: ubiquitin-dependent protein catabolic process. Gene Ontology annotation, cellular component: proteasome core complex; proteasome core complex, alpha-subunit complex. Lineage: Eukaryota; Viridiplantae; Streptophyta; Bryopsida; Funariales; Funariaceae. The record is from RefSeq and is a predicted model, not a curated record.